GAUGUCCUUAUCUAAUGGAUAGAAGCGUCUAUUCUGGGUAGAUGUCUCUCCAAGAUCUUUUGUACUAAAGUUCUAAAUGUGACGCUUCAUUUUAGCCACUUUUAUUCACCCUUAUCCAUUAGACAUUGUAUUUUCUUUUUAAUUAUAAUCACCUCAUAAUAGUCAUGUUCAAAGAAUGAGUCCGUAUUACGUAAAUAAAUACAUCAAUGCUAAAUAAAACAAGCAUAAAUAGCGGAAAGAACUCUGCACAAACCAUAUACUAAACACAGACGUCAUGUUAGUGAAAUAACAAGAAUGUAUAAUUAUUAAUAUGAGAAAUAAUGAGCAACAUUCGUUAAUGUAUCUUUUAAGCUUCAAUAAAAACAUUACCCCCUUUUGUGCUAUUAAAGAAGCUUGCUAUUUCUUCACUCGUCUCAUAUAUCAACUCCUGAAACUCUCUUUGGCUAGUUUUUUGGUCUCACUUUGAUUUGAACUCUGAAAUUAGUAAUAAGCAACUAGAGCACAGCUCGUGGCAAAACGACGAGUAAGUCUUCCGUUGUUGCUGGAUGUUGAAAAUAUAUAUGAUAUGGUGUCAAACGAUUAUAAUGACUAAACAUUCAGUUCUGCUUUUGUUAUAAAAACGUGUUGUGAUUUAAAGCCAGUGUAUAAAACGUGUUUUGCAAAAGACAUGAAGAAAAUGUUUUAGGAAAACUAUUUAUCGAACACAGUUUCUGUAAUCGUUUCAAUAAUUCUUUAAACAAUGAGAUGUUUAUUGGCGAGUUAAAUUUUCGUUAAAACAGUAUGUACUCAUGAUUCAGGACAGGAAUUGUAUUUUUUUAAACACCGAACCCGCCUACAAAACACAUAACCUUUUCUCUAAGAUUACUUCUUUAUUUAAAUCUUCCAGAAUUUUUGAAGACUACGUGUAAGUUUAGAAUUCCCGAUUUUCGAUAGUCAAAUCAUGCAAGAGUUAUCCUUUGUGAGUGCAGGUAUUGUUUACUUCCGGUUAUAAACAAUAACAUGGGGAAAAAUUACUGUGCCGUUAAAGACUGUCACAAUGUCUCUGGGCGUAUUGGUAGAUUUGGUAAAUCGGUAAAACUGCAUGAAUUACUAAAGAAACAACACCUUCGCACUGCGUGGCUUAGAGCUAUAAGCCGUAAACACUUUAAUCCCAAGCGAACUCAGGUGUGUUCUGACCACUUCCCUGAAGGAAAUGGAAGGACUUGGAACAAUCAAGUUCCAACCCUUUUCCUUCCUCACAAGACAGUGAAAUCAGUUAAAGUAAGACUGUUAACGAACAGUAAUAAGAUGAACAUAGAAAGCCCAGCCCAGGCAGUAGAUGUUAAUGACAACAAUUAUUCUGUACAUCAAAUAGUGCAAGAACCAUCCCCCCAACAUCGAAAUUUAGAUAUCGAUCCUACUGAUAGCAAAGCUAGCAAGGAUAUUCUGCCAUCCUCUUUAGACAACUUCUCGAACUGUGAACUCCCAGGGAUAACCAUUGACGAUAUUAAGGACAAUAAUGACAAAAUGUUGUUUUAUACUGGACUCCCUGAUUAUGGCACAUACAACGCAUUAUUUGAAAGCCUAAUACAACAAGGAGCAGACAAGCUUGUGUUGGAUUCUUCAGCUAUGAAAACAGAAACUGAUGCAAAGAAAGGGGGAGCCAAAAGGAAGCUUAGAAUUGAGGAUAUGCUGCACUGCUUUUAGACAAAUCCUUGGCAUUCCCUCUUCAACAUUUUACGCAGUCCGAAAAAUGUUUUUGAGUACGUAUAAACAAGUUGUUUUUUAUGAAAUGCAUGGUUUUUAAUUAAAUUGAUCUC
Magallana angulata is the source of this 1799-nucleotide messenger RNA. RefSeq lists its product as uncharacterized. Bases 1000 to 1686 code for a protein of 228 amino acids. The transcript has 3 exons. NCBI's taxonomy places the organism in Eukaryota, Metazoa, Mollusca, Bivalvia, Ostreida, Ostreidae. The record is from RefSeq and is a predicted model, not a curated record.